Messenger RNA from Entamoeba dispar SAW760, 3414 nucleotides. RefSeq names its product cation-transporting ATPase pacL, putative. The coding region runs from base 1 to 3414 and encodes 1137 amino acids. The transcript has a single exon. The record is from RefSeq and is a predicted model, not a curated record. Gene Ontology annotation, cellular component: membrane. NCBI's taxonomy places the organism in Eukaryota, Evosea, Mastigamoebida, Endamoebidae. Gene Ontology annotation, molecular function: transporter activity; ATP hydrolysis activity; ATP binding.
AUGGAGUUUAAGGAUAAACCCCAACCUAUUGAAAUGAAAUGGUACGUCAAAACACCUGCCAAAAGAAAUAAAAAUAAAGAUACAUUGGCAAAGUUAUGGCAAGAUAAAAUUGAUCAGUUAAGAAAUAAUGCACCAAAAGGAAGUAUCAAAGCUUUAGUUGAUUUCUAUCAAGAGAAUAACAGAGACCAAAACUAUCUUCCAGUAAAAAUAUGUUUUGCGUUAUACGGUCUUUUAACUAAAUACCAAACUAAACAACGAAAUGGAUUUACGUCAGUAUGUACUCCUAUUUCAGAAGAAAGUCUUGAAGUAUUCUGUUUUAUGAUUCAAACUGAUCGUAGUUUUCAAGAUAUUAUUGAAACAAUGAAUAUUUCAACUAUUUGUCAUGAUUUCCAAUUUAAUUUACAUUUAGCUAAUGAAGAUGAAAAUGUUCGUGCAAUGAUGACUACUAUCGUUCUCUUUCUUUCUCAAAACUAUUAUAAAUUUAGUAACUGGAGAGAAUACAUCAAACCAAAAUAUCAUUGUAUUAUUGAAGAACCUGCUAAUGAAGCUCAACAAGAAGAAAUACCAGAAGGUCGUUUUAGUAAAGAUGCAUAUCUUCCAACUGAAGGACACUUCUAUGAUGUAGAUGUUCAAACUAUUCUUACAACAUUUAGAACUGAUUUAGAAAAAGGGUUAUCUUCAAUGGAAAUAGAUCAAAGAAGAGAAAAGUAUGGAACAAAUGAAUUACCAAAACCUCCUAAAGUGAAUGUAUUUAAGAUGUUAUGGAAUCAAAUUACUGAUUUUAUUGUUAUGGUAUUAAUAGUUGGUACAAUUGUUUCUCUUUGUAUUGAAGAAUGGAUUGCUGCUGGAAUGCUUAUUGUUGUUAUUGUAUCUAACAUUGUCAUUGGAUUUACUCAAGAGUUUAAAGCAGAACGUGCAUUAGAGGCUUUAGAAAAUGCUGAUGUUAUUCAUGUUAAUGUAAUAAGAGAAGGAGUAACGGAUAUAAUUACAGCAGACCAAUUAGUUCCAGGAGAUGUUGUUGUAUUAGAAGAAGGAAAUACUGUCCCAGCUGAUCUUCGUUUAUGUCAAACUCAUCACUUAGAAGUUGUUGAAGUUCUUUUAACAGGAGAGAUGAAUCCAAUUGAAAAGAGUACUGAUCUUAUUAAAACGCCUAAUGUUCCAGUUGGAGAUAGAAAGAAUAUUGCAUUUAUGUCAACCAGUGUAGUUAAAGGAAGAGGAGUUGGAGUUGUUGUUGCUACAGGUAAAGUAACAGAGAUUGGUAAAAUUUCAAGUGAAUUAAAUAAAAAAAUUGAUAAAACAAUGCCAUUAAAGAGAAAAUUAGCAAAUUUAGGAAAAUGGCUUGUAUUAUUAGCUGGUAUUUUAUGUUUAAUAGUUGUAGGAUUAUUAGUUUUAUGGUUAUUCAUUAAAAAUGGAAGUAUGACAUGGGACGAUACAGUUAGUAUUAUCAAAAUUGGAUUAAGUUUAGCUGUUUCAGUUAUUCCAGAAGGACUUGUUGCUGUAGUUACUAUUACUAUGUCUAUUGGAGUUAGUAGAAUGAGUAAACAACAUGUUAUUAUUAGAAAUUUACCAGUUGUAGAAGGGCUUGGAUCUGUUACUACUAUUUGUACAGAUAAAACAGGAACAUUAACACAAGGUAGAAUGACUAUGACAGAAAUUCGGCAAGGACCAAAUUUAUAUAAUUUUAAGACUAUUAAUGGUCAGUUUAAGAUUUAUAAUUCAAUUGAUAGUGAAAUAUCUCAAAUUCCUAGUGAAUCUAUUGAUAUUUUAAAUGUUUGUGCAAUGUGUAACAAUAGCUCUACUAAAGUUAAUGAAAAAGGAGAAACUGAAAUGAUUGGAGACCCAACUGAAAUUGCUUUAUAUAAUUGUGCUCUUCAUUGUGGUAUUACAAAAAGUAAUUAUGUUAAUAAUGGAAAUAUAUUUGUUACUGAAGUUCCAUUUGAUAGUGACAGAAAGAGAAUGAGUGUUCUUUAUAAAGAUAAUAAUAAUAAUGGAACUAUAUUUGCUAAAGGAGCAUGUGAAUCUAUAUUAUCAAUUUGUUCUUCUAAUUUUGACGGUAAACCAUUAAACCAAGAUAUUUUAAAAGACAUUGAAAAUCAAAUGAAUUCUAUGGCACAAAAUGGAAGUAGAGUUCUUGCAUGUGCUAUUGGUAAAAUUAAUAUGAACAUUACACCUAUUACUGAAGAUAAUAACACUGAUAUAGAAAAUAGAUUAAUGUUUCUUGGUUUAGUUGGUAUUGUAGAUCCUCCACGAAAUGAAAGUGCUUUAGCUGUUAAAGCACUUAAACAAGCUGGUAUUCAAGUUAGAAUUAUUACUGGUGAUCAUCCAAAAACUGCAGGUGCCAUUGCUAAACAAAUUGGAGUUAUAGAUCCAGAAGAUGACGUCGAUCAAUAUAUCAUGACUGGUAAUGAAUUACUUGGUAUGAGUGAAAAAGCUUUAGCUGAACGUGAACCAUUUCCAAGUGUUUUUGCACGUGUAUCUCCAGAAGAUAAACUUACUGUUGUUAAAGCAUUAAAAAGAAGAGGAGAGGUUGUUGCUAUGACUGGAGAUGGAGUUAAUGAUGCUCCUGCUAUUAAAUCAUCUAACAUCGGUAUUGCUAUGGGAAGUGGAACUGAUUUGACAAAGCAAUCUGCUGAUAUUGUUCUAUUGGAUGAUAACUUUUAUAACAUUGUUUCUACAAUUAAAGAAGGAAGGAGAGUAUUUGAUAAUAUAAUGAAAUUUGUCAUGUAUUUAUUAAGUGCUAAUUCUGCAGAAAUUUGGACUAUGAUGAUUUGUGUUGCAUGCGGUCAAACACCACCAUUUUCUGCAAUGAUGAUUCUUUGGGCAAAUUUAGUUGUUGAUAUUCCACCAUCAAUUUGUCUUGGACUUGAUCCUCCAAUGAGUAAUAUUAUGGAAAGAAAACCAAGAGACCCAAAUAGUAAUAUAUUCAAUUGGAAGAAAGCUUUAAUUGUGUUAUUCCAAGGAAUGACUAUGGCUAUUAUUUCAAUUUCACUCUUCUUUAUGACACUUUACAUUAAGCCAUUGGCUGAAUUUGGAGGAUAUGAUAUGCCAACAGGAAUGACUGAUGAACGUCCAAAUCAUAGUAGAACUCUUGCAUUCAUUUCAUUGUCUGUAAUUCAGUUAUUCCAUUCUUUCAUUAGUAAAUCAAUCACCGGUCCUACAAUUUCAAAAGAUAUGUUUGGUAAUAAAUAUUUAUUAGUUGGACUUGUUGUAUCUGUUUUAUUCCUUGUUGCUGGUAUUUAUAUCCCUUAUUUCAAUGACAUUAUUGAACAAUAUCCAUUAAAGUGGUUAGAUUGGUUAUUAAUUCUUGUUGCUGUUCUUGUCCAUUUUGUUAUUUGUGAAACAGUAAAAUUAGUUUUAAGAAUUGCUUCAAAGAAACGAGAGUCUAAAUACGUUUUAUUCCAUGAUGAUCUCUAA